AUGGAUAGGGUGCCAAGCAAGGACAUAGAAAGAAUGAUGGCCUUUAUAAAUCAUGAGGCAGACGAAAAGAUUAAGGAAAUGAAGAUAAAGGCAACUCAGGAAUAUAAUGCAGAGAAGGCCAGGAUAAUCAAGGAGGAAACCUCCCGUAUAGAAAAUGGAUUUGUGAUGAAGCAAAAGGAGAUUGAGAAGAAAAGAGUGAUGGCCGAGAACUCCUUGGCAAACACAUACAAGCAGAAAUAUCUUGGGGAAAGGGUUAAAAUCUUGAAUGAGAUCUACAAAGAAGUCCUAGAGAUAUGUUCCAAGGAGCCUCUUAGCCCCUUGUUGAUAGCCCAAUGUGCCGAGAAGAUAAGUGAGGAGGAAUUCAUUGUGUAUUGCAAUAAGAAGGAUAAGAAGGUAGUGGAAAAGGAAUGCAAGAAUGUUGAGAUCAGAGAAAUGGUGCCUGAAGGUGUGGGCGGGGUUCUUCUAUGCUCAAAGGAUUACAGCACCAUUGUGGAUAACAGCUUUGCGUCAAGGCUCGAAACAAUAAAGAGCACAUUUGAGGCAGAAAUCAAUAAAAUUAUCUUCAGGUAUUUUGAGAAGUUUACUUUAUUCUUGUAG
Messenger RNA from Encephalitozoon hellem ATCC 50504, 597 nucleotides. RefSeq names its product vacuolar ATP synthase subunit E-like protein. Gene Ontology annotation, cellular component: proton-transporting two-sector ATPase complex, catalytic domain. The transcript has a single exon. Gene Ontology annotation, molecular function: proton-transporting ATPase activity, rotational mechanism. Bases 1 to 597 code for a protein of 198 amino acids. Gene Ontology annotation, biological process: proton transmembrane transport. NCBI's taxonomy places the organism in Eukaryota, Fungi, Microsporidia, Unikaryonidae. The record is from RefSeq and is a predicted model, not a curated record.